AUGCUCCGCCGCGCCGCCCCCUCCGCCGCCACGGCGCUCCUUCGCCGCGCCCUCUCCAACUCACCACGGCCACGCUCCUCCGCCGCGGCCACCGCAGUCGCGUCCUCCUCGGCCGUGAACUCCAUCCUCCUCCGCUCCCUCAAGGAGCACUACCUCGAGGUCUCCAAAAUGACGCCCCCGCCCAAGAUCAGCCCGCCCAAGCCCUACACCAUCGUCAAGGGCGCCCUGGACCAGACUUCGGGCCCCGUGCUCCGCCGCAGCUACGGCGAGGCCGGUGAGGAGAUCUCCAUCUCCGUCGCCAGGCUCUCCAACAUCAUGCCCCCCGGCGCCGACUCUGACUCCGACGGCUCCGACGGCGCAGGUGGGGUGAGCGGGUCAAUCAGCCAGCUCUUCCUCCACGUCGACAUCUCCAGGCCGGAGAGCAGCAAGUCGCUGCAGUUCCUCUGUGGAUUGUACCCCGACGCCGUCGGGAUCCAUUCCGUCUGCCUUCGGUCGAAGACGGCCGCGUCUGGUGCGGUGGCGGUGGCCGCGGCGGCGAAGGGCGGUGGCGAGUACCAGGGCCGCAUCUUCCAAGAGUUGGAUGAGAAGGUGCGUGAUGCAUUCCAUUUUUACAUUGAGGCCCGUGGCAUAAAUGAGAAGCUCUUCCCGUUUCUACAAGCGUGGCUCUAUGUGAAGGACCACCGCAACCUGAUACGCUGGUUUAAGAGUGUGGGUGCAGUCAUCAAUGAGCCAAAGCCCGAGUAA
Molecule: messenger RNA, 744 nt
Organism: Triticum turgidum subsp. durum (durum wheat)
Lineage: Eukaryota; Viridiplantae; Streptophyta; Magnoliopsida; Poales; Poaceae
Source: the annotation of a GenBank genome assembly